AUGUCCUACCCGCAGUUCGGAUACCCCUACUCCUCGGCUCCCCAGUUCCUGAUGACCACGAACGCCCUGAGCACGUGCUGUGAGUCGGGCGGCCACACUCUGGCCGACUCCGGGCCCUCCGCCUCGGCCCAGGCUCCCGUCUACUGCCCGGUCUACGAGAGCCGGCUGCUGGCCACCGCGCGCCACGAGCUCAACUCGGCCGCGGCGCUCGGUGUCUACGGGGGCCCUUACGGCGGCUCGCAGGGCUAUGGCAACUACGUGACCUACGGCUCCGAGGCGUCGGCCUUCUACUCUCUGAACAGCUUCGACUCCAAGGAUGGGGCGGGAUCUGCGCAUGCGGGCCUGGCUCCCGCUGCCGCCGCCGCCGCCGCCGCCUACUACCCGUACGAGCCGGCGCUGGGCCAGUACCCCUAUGACAGGUACGGGACCAUGGACAGCGGCACGCGGCGCAAGAACGCCACGCGCGAGACCACCAGCACGCUGAAGGCCUGGCUGCAGGAGCACCGCAAGAACCCCUACCCCACGAAGGGCGAGAAGAUCAUGCUGGCCAUCAUCACCAAGAUGACCCUCACGCAGGUCUCCACCUGGUUCGCCAACGCGCGCCGCCGCCUCAAGAAGGAGAACAAGAUGACGUGGCCGCCGCGGAACAAGUGCGGAGACGAGAAGCGGCCCUACGGCGAGGGCGGGGAGGAGGAGGGGGAGGACGAGGCGCGCGAGGAGCCCCUCAAGAGCCCCAAGAGCGAAGAGCCCGUUGGCAAAGAGGAGAAGGAGCUGGAGCUCAGUGAUUUGGAGGACUUCGACCCUCUUGAGACCGAACCUCCUGAGUGUGAGCUGAAGCCGCCCUUCCAGUCCCUGGACAGAGUCCCUGCUGCCCACGACGGCCCCGGUGCCCCGGGCAAGGAGGCCUCCGGUGCCCUCCGGAUGCCUCUGGCCGCCGGUGGCGGAACCGCCCUGGAUGAGGACUUGGAGAGGGCCCGAAGCUGCCUCCGGAGCGUGGCGGCGGGGCCGGAGCAGCAGGCGGGAGCCGGGAGUGGCCCGCAGACCUGCGAGGCCAAACUGGGCUUUGCGCCGCGGAGAGCAACCGCGGGCCUCGAUGCCAAGCCGCGCAUCUGGUCCCUGGCGCACACGGCCACUGUUGCCGCCGCCACCACCGCCCUAAGCCACACUGAAUUCCCGUCGUGCAUGCUCAAGCGCCAAGGCCUCGCCGCCCCUGCCGCCAUCUCAUCGGCGCCCGCCGCCGCCGGUGCCCUGGACAGGGACCAGGACUCCCCGGUCACCAGUCUCAGAAACUGGGUGGACGGGGUCUUUCACGACCCCAUCCUCAGGCACAGCACUUUGAACCAGGCCUGGGCCACCGCCAAGGGCGCGCUCCUGGACCCGGGGCCGCUGGGACGCUCACUGGGGGCCGGCGCUAACGUGCUGUCCGCGCCCCUGGCGCGCGCUUUCCCAUCCGCCGCACCCCACGACGCCUCGGCCGCCGGCGGCGCCAAGGAGCUGCUCCCCUUGCCCAAGGCAGGAGGCAAGCCCUUCUGUGCCUGA
This is a messenger RNA of Choloepus didactylus (southern two-toed sloth), 1539 nucleotides long. It is a transcript of the gene IRX4, whose product is annotated as iroquois homeobox 4. NCBI's taxonomy places the organism in Eukaryota, Metazoa, Chordata, Mammalia, Pilosa, Megalonychidae. Bases 1 to 1539 code for a protein of 512 amino acids. The transcript is spliced from 5 exons. Gene Ontology annotation, molecular function: RNA polymerase II cis-regulatory region sequence-specific DNA binding; DNA-binding transcription factor activity, RNA polymerase II-specific. Gene Ontology annotation, biological process: neuron differentiation; regulation of transcription by RNA polymerase II; cell development. Gene Ontology annotation, cellular component: nucleus. The record is from RefSeq and is a predicted model, not a curated record.